Molecule: messenger RNA, 435 nt
Organism: Microthlaspi erraticum
Lineage: Eukaryota; Viridiplantae; Streptophyta; Magnoliopsida; Brassicales; Brassicaceae
Source: the annotation of a GenBank genome assembly
AUGACAUCGCGAUCGAUUGAGCAAGAGAAUGCUAUUGCCGUGGAGAAAAUCAACAUAUCGGUGACGGCGUCUGCCAGCGAAAAGAAGAGAGGAGGAAAACGGAAGAAAGUCAAGGAAGUGAAAGAGAAGAAGCAUGUUGCUGCGACAGCUCCGAAGAAGAAAACCGUCUCCACUCAUGAGGUCUUUUCGUCUUCAUCUCCCUUAUUAUUUCGCCUUCCUCUAGAAAUCAGCAAAGAGAGCAACAACCUCUGCAAUCGCAACAAACACUCUGGUUUGGAAAACAAAAAGAUAGUGACCAUUGAGCCAGCUGAUAAGGAGCAAGGUGUUGUACUUGGAAUCACCAAGACCAAGAAGCAAAACAGACGUAAACUCUCUGUUAACAAAUUUUUCCUCAAGAAGGAGUUCCCAAAGAUGAUCAAAGCUAUUGUCAACUAG